AUGGCAUUCACAACCCUCAACGGCUUCGCACUAGUAAAAGGUGCAAGUGCCCCGCAUCUCUGAUUCCUCUUCUCAAUCCCCCCUUCCCCACUCCCCCCCCUUCCAGGCCGGCGCAGGAAUAGGUCAAGAAGUCGGUUUCGCAUUCGCAGAAGCCAGGGCCGCAGGCGUACUUUUUGCAGACCUCAACCUCGAAAACGCCACUGCAAACGCUGAGACGAGCAAGGAGUACGCCAGAAACCCAUCGUAUUUUGCGUUAGCGAUACAUGUCGAUGUAACGGUUCCUGAAAGUGUGCAGGCGAUGGUGGAUUUUGAGAUGGAGUCUUUUGGGAGGUUGGAUUAUUGUGUUAAUUCUGCUGGUGCAAGUUCUCUUUUUUCCUUUCUUCUUUCUUUUAUGAAGUUAUUCCUUCUUGUUAUCAACAUCUCCCAUCUCUCUCAACCCCCAAAGAGUCUCAGCAAGACCAACCCCUUACAAAUAGUAGGUAGGAGCCACCUCCCUCCUGGCCAGCAAAGAAAUCGACAUCGACAAUUUCGACACCACACUAUCCAUCAACGUCAAAGGCACUACCAUGCUGUGCGCCCGCGCCGUCUCUCAAGCCAUGAGCACCCAAGAACCACUUCUGCACCAAGGCCGCCAUGGAGAACGCAGUCUCAGUUGGGGAUCUAUUGUUAAUAUGGCGUCGGCGACUUCGUUUGUGGCGGGUCCGAAAAUGAUGGCGUAUGUUGCUAGUAAACAUGCUGUUAUUGGGAUUACUAAGACUGCUGGUGAGUGUUUUUUUAAUCAUAAUGGUCUUUUUUUCCCCUGUUCUUUUCCCUUUCUCCCCCCCUUCUCAAAACCUCUCCCCUCCCACCCCAAGAACUAAAACUAACCCACUCCCCACCCAGCACUCGACAACAUCCCCCACCACAUCCGCGUCAACGCCCUCUGUCCCUCCUACGUCCACACACCCNAACUAACCCACUCCCCACCCAGCACUCGACAACAUCCCCCACCACAUCCGCGUCAACGCCCUCUGUCCCUCCUACGUCCACACACCCAUGUACACCCGCAGCCUGGCGCGGGUGCCCGCACUAGGGAAACUCCUCGAGCGCGCGAGUCCGCUCAAGAGACCCGCGUGCGUGGAGGAGGUGGCGAAUCUGGCGGUGAUGAUGUGUAGUCCCAGUGCGAGUUAUGUUAAUGGGACAGGGUUGUUGGUUGAUGCGGGGAUGUUGCUUAGUGCUAAUGUGUGAGUGUAUCUCUGUGCUGUGAAGUUGCUUAGGUAUAUGGAUUGUGGGCUGGUGAGUAGACUGUUAGUAGUGAGUAGGGUGUUGG
Molecule: messenger RNA, 1309 nt
Organism: Hymenoscyphus albidus
Lineage: Eukaryota; Fungi; Ascomycota; Leotiomycetes; Helotiales; Helotiaceae
Source: the annotation of a GenBank genome assembly